AUGGUUCUCGGCAGACUCUUGCUCCCAGCGAUCGCGCUGGGGCCGCUCGUGGCCGGCCAUCCUACUGGCAACAAUGUCGCCCGGCGAGAGGGCCUCGAGGAGGAACAUGCAACCGUCUACGAUUCGACAGUAGCCAAGCCCACGCAAGUCCCUGAUGUUGUCCUCUUCGUCAAUGAGGCCGGCGAAACCAUCGGAAGCGCUGCCGAGGACGUGCUGCUGCUGCCGACGGACGGGGCUUCAAGUGACUGGCUACCAGAGGGGGCUUACCUGUCUUCUCCAGGAGCAUCCCCUCCGCUUGCAGACGGCAACGAUGCUUCGGACUCGCGUCGCCGCGUGUCCGCACAUGUUGCUCAUGACCUAUCUGGCCCGGCCAAUUCACCCAAGAGUGCGACACAUACCAUCCAGGCUCCCGCGGCCAAGCCAAAGCCUGCGCGGUCCGACGCAGAGGCUUCUUCGCAUGUUCAACCGUUCAACCGCUCCGACGCCACCUCUCAUGGAUCCUCGUCCAGGUUGUUUGGAAUCUCAUACGCCCCAUACCGCGCCGAUCAUAAGUGCAAGUCCAAAACUGAGAUUGCUAAAGACUUUGAGCGUUUUGGAAAAUACUACUCCAUGGUCCGCAUCUAUGGCACAGACUGUGAUCAAGUCGGCCCGGUUCGCGCAGCUGCCAAGGCUCAUGGCAUGAAGGUCUUCCUAGGUAUCUGGGAUCCAGCCGCGGUCAAGGCUGAGGCUCAGAAAAUCAUCGACGUGUUCCACGGCGACUGGAACAUGGUGGACACGGUCAGUGUCGGCAACGAACUGGUCAAUAACCAUCAGUCGUCUCCCGAGAACAUGGUCCGAGCUGUUGGCGUCGCGCGUUCCGUCCUCCGCAAGGCUGGGUAUCGGGGCCCAGUCGUGACUGUCGACACCUUCGUGGCCUAUCUCGACCACUCGGAGCUGGGCCAGGCAUCCGACUACUGUGCCAUCAACGCGCAUGCCUUCUUCGACUCGACCAUUUCGGCCGCUCAGGCCGGACGCUGGCUCCAAGACACUGUCAAAAGGGUCAAGUCUGUUUGCCCAGGCUCUAAAAGAGUCGUCGUCACCGAGACAGGGUGGCCCACCAAGGGUGAUGCCAAUGGCCAUGCAGUCCCUGGGCUCAAGAACCAAAAGUUCGCUAUGGACUCGAUUAAACACGAGUUUUCCGCCAACCCAGCCGACGUCGUCCUCUUCUCUGCCUUCAACGACCUUUGGAAGAAGAGGGAAUCAGCCACCUUCAACGCUGACCAAUACUGGGGCAUCGACGGUGCCGUGUCACACUCUGACACUUAA
Molecule: messenger RNA, 1305 nt
Organism: Hirsutella rhossiliensis
Lineage: Eukaryota; Fungi; Ascomycota; Sordariomycetes; Hypocreales; Ophiocordycipitaceae
Product: glycosyl hydrolases family 17 domain-containing protein
Exons: 2
Coding region: 1-1305 (434 amino acids)
Biological process (GO): carbohydrate metabolic process; cell wall organization
Cellular component (GO): extracellular region; fungal-type cell wall; cell surface
Molecular function (GO): glucan endo-1,3-beta-D-glucosidase activity; 1,3-beta-glucanosyltransferase activity
Source: RefSeq, a predicted model, not a curated record